AUGUCAUCCAGUAACAGGAACUACGAUUUCUUGAUCAAGCUGCUGCUGAUCGGCGACUCGGGCGUGGGCAAGUCGUGCUGCCUGCUCCGCUUCAGCGAGGACUCCUUCACACCGUCGUUCAUCACAACCAUCGGUAUCGACUUCAAGAUCCGUACGAUCGAGCUCGAUGGCAAGCGCGUGAAGCUGCAGAUCUGGGAUACCGCCGGCCAGGAGCGCUUCCGCACCAUUACCACGGCCUACUACCGCGGCGCCAUGGGUAUCCUGCUGGUCUAUGAUGUGACGGAUGAGCGCUCGUUCAACAUCUCCACGGAGCGCGGGCAGGCCCUGGCCGACGAGCUGGGCAUCCCCUUCCUCGAGGUCUCCGCCAAGACGAACUACAACAUCGAUAAAGCCUUCUACAGCCUCGCCGCCGACAUCAAGAAGCGCUUGAUUGACAACCAGCAGAAGCAGGAACAGGCGGCAGCGGGUAAUAACGUUAACGUUGCGGGCCAGGGUGGGGGAGAGGGGAGCGGGAAGUGCUGCUAA
This is a messenger RNA of Thermochaetoides thermophila DSM 1495, 525 nucleotides long. RefSeq lists its product as uncharacterized. The transcript has 3 exons. The record is from RefSeq and is a predicted model, not a curated record. Gene Ontology annotation, biological process: regulation of exocytosis; protein localization to plasma membrane; protein secretion. Lineage: Eukaryota; Fungi; Ascomycota; Sordariomycetes; Sordariales; Chaetomiaceae. Gene Ontology annotation, cellular component: plasma membrane; endosome. Gene Ontology annotation, molecular function: GTPase activity; GTP binding. The coding region runs from base 1 to 525 and encodes 174 amino acids.